AUGUCGACCAUUACUGGUUAUUUGGGCAACUACGCCAACGCCGAUUUCAGCACGUCACAGCUUUUAUCAGUCAGCUCUGUAAUGAGUUCCAUCAUUGGAGGCGUGUUGCGCUUGCCGACUGCCAAAAUCAUUGAUAUCUGGGGACGUGCCGAGGGUUUCUUCGUCACCAUGUGUAUCACCAUCAUUGGAUUAAUCAUCUUCGCCGCCUCGAACAACGUUCAGACAUACGCCGCUGCCUCGGUCAUCUACUACAUUGGUUACGAUGGCAUGUACUAUGUCAUGACUGUCUUCAUCGCCGACACCACCAGGUUGAAGCACAGAAUCCUUAUGCUGGCCAUCUCCCAGACACCGUUCAUCUGCACCGCUUUCACUACCCCUUAUGCUGUCUCGAAUUUCGUCAACGGAGCUGGCUGGAGAUGGGGAUAUGGAACAUUCGCCAUUGUCACUCCCGUGGCCUGUCUUCCUCUUUGCGGAGUCUUCCUCUACUAUCAGCGAAAAGCUGAAAAGAUGGGACUCUACAAGAAAACCGAAAGACCCGCUCGUGGCUGGUACCAAACCAUUACGCAUUACUGGGUGGAGUUUGACGUAGUCGGUGUCUUCUUGCUCGUUGCAGGAUUCGUCUUGUUCCUGCUGCCAUUCUCUCUCGCGACUUCGGUUGCCGGGCAAUGGAAGAGUGCGAGCAUCAUCUCCAUGCUGGUCAUCGGCUUUGUCAUCCUCUGCUUGUUCCCUGUAUGGGAGCGCUUUGGUGCUAGCAAGCCUUUCCUGCCGUGGGAGAGACUCAAGGAUCGCACUGUAUUCGGUUCGGUUCUUUGCAUUUCUAGUCUCUACGCCGCUUUCUAUUGCUGGAACCUUUACUACUACACAUUCAACCAGGUAAGCAGAACGAAGCCGACCAGUAUGCAACACAUGCUAACAGCAAUCAACNAGGUGGUCCUCAACCUCAAUACUACCGAUGCUACAUACAUGGGAGAGAUCUACACCGUAGGCUCUUGCUUCUUUGGUGUUAUUACAGNNGGUAAGAAUCUUUCCCCAUACCGCUUUCGAAAGAAUGUUACUAAUUGCGAUGAUAGCAUUCUGGUCAAAUGGACCAAACGCUACAAGUGGAUUGCCCUCGUCUCUGUCCCACUCUACAUGAUCGGUACCGGCUUGAUGAUAUACUUCAGACAACCCGGCGUGGCCCCCAGAUACGUCGUCUGCGCACAAAUCUUUGUCGCAUACGCCGGCGGCACACUGGUGCCUUGCCAUCAGGUCGCCGCUCUCGCCGCCGGAACCCACGCAGACUUCGCAACUACACUUGCCCUGCUGUACCUGGCUUCCUCCGUUGGCGGUGCAAUCGGCGAUUCCAUCGCUGGUGGUAUCUGGACGAAUGUCUAUCCUAAAGAGCUGAACAAGCGUCUCCCCGCCGACGUCGCAACAUCAGUUUACACGAGCUAUCUUAAUGCGCUCAAGUAUCCCGCUGGCAGUCCGACGAGAGAUGCUAUCGGCGUCGCAUUUGGUAUCGCUCAGAGGGAUAUGUGCAUUGCAGCUACUUCCAUUACUGCACUUACCUUUAUUGCUGUCUGGAUUUGGCGCGAUAUCAAUCUCGGCAACAAGAAGCAGAUUACAGGUGUUGUUGUUUGA
Messenger RNA from Aureobasidium uvarum, 1620 nucleotides. The record is from the annotation of a GenBank genome assembly. NCBI's taxonomy places the organism in Eukaryota, Fungi, Ascomycota, Dothideomycetes, Dothideales, Saccotheciaceae.